AACAUAGUUGAAGAGCGUCGACGCGUGCUACUGCGUCGUCUCCGUGCAGCGGCCUGGGGUGCAACGUUUUCCUCAUUCUCUUCGUUGUUAUCAUCAGCAAAGCGAGGAUGACGUUCUGGAGUACCUCGUGACUUUCGGGUCGAGGAAAGUUUCUUCUCCUUGUCGAACAAGCGAACAUGAGCAUGGGCAGCAAAACUGACACGACGAUCAAAAAUACUCUUGCGAGGCUAAUGCAAACAUUCAGAUUUCAAUGUCAGAAACGAAGUAGACUAUAUCAGACGCAUACACGAAUCCGACGCGCCCUGGCCACUGGACUGAGCUUAUCUCCCGGGGCAAUACUGUAAGCUCGCCUGCGAUGCUGCUGAGCAGAAUGGGCAGAUGAACCCUGGUUGAGCACGGCAAUGGAACGCCGCCUGUUUGGCGACACUUUACAGAUUACUGCCAUGUCUAGGGAUGUGAAUCAAGAAAAUGAAAGCCAAGCGCAGAUCAACUCAAGAUCAAGAUAGAUGUGUGUACCGAGCGGUGAUACUCGCGAGAGGAGGAGGACGCAAGGACGCGAACUCAACAAAACGAAACGCGUUGUGAUCACGAGACUGGAACGACCACGUGUUCUCCUCGCGGCGCGAUCGGACUGCGCGACGCGUUCAAAGUUGUCUUUGUGCUGGAGAGCGCCGGUUCGAUCCUUCACUGUCUCAUCUAUUGACAUUUUGAUCACACAGGCAACUCAAAGAAGCGAUUUUGCAGAAUUCAGCAUGGCCAGCAAAGCCAAGACUGCGACCCGUGCAUCCACUAGGACCAAAACCCCCACCGGUACAGUACCUGCUGCAACUCGUGUUACGAGAGCGACGACUGCCUCGAAGAUGAAGUCGACAGAUGUUCCCACUAAGCCCGCCCCUAGAAAGGCUCUUGUCAAUAGAGAUAACUCUCCAGAUCUGAAGCCCGCCUCCAAGAGCUCUCAAAAACCACCUUUAGCCAAGACGGCAAGCUUAGCCACAAUCGUUGAUGAUGAUGAUGAAAGAGAACCAAUCAAGGCAUUUCUGCGUAUCCGUCCUCACUUGGGCGAGGACGAGCCUUCCGCAACACCCUACCUUGACCCAAUCUCUGACACGACAGUCCGCAUGCAGGACCCUUCGUCGUCUUCACAGUCACAAGCUUACUCUCGGAUGUCGACUGUGAACCCAUCAUCACUCUACACAUUCUCUCACAUAUUCCCGCCAUCCACUCAACAGCCACAGUUCUUCCAGAAGACUACUUUACCUCUAGUGAAGGAUGUGCUUGAGGGACAGAGUGCGCUGCUGUUCGCGUACGGUGUCACUAACUCCGGGAAAACGUACACCAUCCAAGGUGGUAACAAUGAAGGCAGCGCCGGUAUACUCCCUCGUACGCUUGACGUCAUCUUCAACAGUAUCGAAGGGUUACAUGGAGAUGGACGAUAUCGACCCGUUCGUUUGCAAGGUAUUGAACUUGCCACAGAACCUGCCUCCUCUCCGAACACACCAGCGCGUCGUGCCGGUCCUUCACUGGCAGAUAUCCUAGAGGACCAGAUGACCGACGACAUUGAUAUUGACCCAACCACCCUCACACUCGAUCGUAACUAUGAAUACACUAUCUGGCUCUCAUAUUCAGAAGUUUACAACGAGAAAGUCUACGACCUCUUCGCGUCCGUAGACGACCCCACGUCGGAGCCCCAGCCUACCAUGUCUGGUAUCCCCCGACCGACUUCGUCUUUCCUCAAUCUUCCGUUGCCUUCAUCACAAUCUCAUCCCCUUCUACUUACACGGAAGGCUUUGCCGGUGAAACCAUGCCCACCUUCCGACACUGAUUCAUCAUCUUCGGAUAUGUCUAGUACCGGGAAAUACAUCGCAGGUCUCCGUCAGAUUCGAGUCCACAAUGCCGCAGAAGCAAAAACAUUAUUGAAGCUAGGCCAGCUCCAUCGACGGGUCUUCGGUACAGUAGCCAACAGUCAAAGUAGUCGAAGUCAUGCCUUGGUCACAAUCAAAGUCCUCCGAGUCCAUCGGGGAGAACGGAACGAUCCUACGAGCAUUCAAACAAGCAGACUGACUCUGGUUGAUCUGGCUGGUAGCGAGAGGACGAAACACACUCAUACCAGUGGAGAACGAUUACGAGAGGCGGGCAAUAUCAAUAAGAGUUUGAUGGUGCUUGGUCAAUGUAUGGAGACGAUGCGAGCGAACCAGAGGGCUGUCGCUAGAAGUCUUGCUGGUGGAUUGGGUAGCCAGAGGAUGGAUACGAGAGAUGUCAAGAAAGGCCUUGCGGUUGUGCCAUUCCGGCAUAGUAAGCUCACCGAGGUCCUUAUGGACUACUUCGUUGGUGAAGGCCGAGCCGUCAUGAUCGUUAAUGUCAACCCAUACGACACAGGUUACGACGAGAACUCCCAUGUGAUGAAGUUUGCCGCUCUUGCGAGGGAAGUAUGCACGACAGCACCGACGGCGGUUCCUAGAGCACUUCCAAAGGCGAAGCCCGGUCAAAAGAAGUCUAUCGUUGAACCGCAACGUAGAACUGUAUCCAUCUCACUGAAAAAUGGCAAGAAAACUAAAGAGACUCUUCUUGAGGUGCUUGAAGAGGAUGAAGAUCAGGAGGGUGACACUGAUGUUGAGUUGGAGGAUGAGCCAAUCAAUCCACUCGUUGAUGCGCUGUUCGACGAAAUUGAACAGCUUAGAAUCCAGCUUUUUGAGUCUGAAAUGCGUUCUGCCAUUAUCGAGGCCGAGAUCAGAGAGGAAGUCAUGUCUGAGAUGGAAGAGAGGAUGCGUAUGAUGGAAGCUAGGCAUGCGAAGCUGCUCCUGAGAGAGGUGCGUGAACAUCUGUCAAAAUUUACACUCGCGCCUGUGCUUAUUGAAUCAGGUUGAGCGAAACGAGAUGAAGAUGGAUGCCAAAAUCGACAUGCUUCAGAAAUCCGCCAUGAAGCCCAAAGGAACCUCUAGACGUGUGUAUGAAUCUGAGACCGAGGAAGAAGAGAUUGACAUAAGUCUUAAAGACGAUGAGAUGGAUGUCGACUCCGAAUCUGAAGCAAGCCGUUCGCCCUCUCCGCUUGCGACAAAAGGAAAAGGUGUACAGAAGACAACAAAGUUCCAACCUUUCUCAUCCAGCGCUGAUGAGUACGAAGACGAGAUCAGUGAGGACGAGGAUGAACCAGUGCGAGACUAUGAGCAUGAGUCGGAGAUCGAGGAAUGUACACCAGCCAAGAACAAGUCGUCAAAGAAUCCACCGGAGUUUCUAACUUCGCCUCCUCCAUUGAUUUUCGAAGCCGACGUGAAGGCAGCUCAGAAGGGCAAGAACACCCUGAAGUCAAGUAAACAAUCCGAAGGCCUGGGAAGUCUCACCAAGGAGCUGAAUUUGCUUUCUCUGCAAAAAGGCAGCAAGAAGACUCGGUAUGUUUACCUUUGUCCUACGUUUCUGCUAAUCACUCAUCACGGAUUCUCGUAUAGAACGUCGACUAAGAAGGCUUCAGAAGUAGCAGAGGAGGGUGAGAGACAACUGCGACGGAGUACUCGAGCGAAAUCAUAGAUGCAUUUCCUUCGGGUAGUGCCUUAGUGUAUUUUUAGUGUGUACUUUUGGAUACCUAGGCCUGUAGCUUCUGAAGUCUACAGAAUAACGUUCAGACAGGCUGGGCAAUACAUGUAAACUUGUUAACCUUGCCUUAAACUACAGCGCUUGCCUUA
Messenger RNA from Somion occarium, 3677 nucleotides. Lineage: Eukaryota; Fungi; Basidiomycota; Agaricomycetes; Polyporales; Cerrenaceae. The record is from the annotation of a GenBank genome assembly.